Molecule: messenger RNA, 1001 nt
Organism: Erigeron canadensis
Lineage: Eukaryota; Viridiplantae; Streptophyta; Magnoliopsida; Asterales; Asteraceae
Product: prostatic spermine-binding protein-like
Exons: 2
Coding region: 92-670 (192 amino acids)
Source: RefSeq, a predicted model, not a curated record
GUCAAACCCUAGGCUUAAUUUUCAACCAAAAUAAAUUUACUUAAAAAAAUAAUAAUUAUUUUCAAAAAUAAAAAAUAAAAAAAAUUCAAAGAUGAAUAACAAUAUGUUAACUGAAGAAGAAUUGGAAAUUGGAAGUGAUAAGAUGAAUGAUGAAAUUCCUAUAGCUGUAGGAAUAGUUGAGGAGGUUCGAGAAGAUGACGAUGAUGACGUCGAUGACGACGAUGAUGAUGACGUCGAUGAAGAAGAUGAAGAUGAUGAUGCGCAAGAGGUUUUUCAGAGCUCCGGCGUACCGGCUCAGCCGGUAGAAGGUGAUGAUGAUGAAGAUGACGAGGACGACGACGAUGAUGAGAAUGAUGGUGAUGAUGAUGACGACGACGACGACGACGACGAAGAUAGUGAUGACGAUGAAGAAGGUGAAGAUGAGGAGGAAGAUAUGGGAACUGAAUACUUGGUUCAACCAGUGGCUAACCCAGAAGAUGAGGAAGACGCUAGUGAUUUUGAGCCAGAGGAGAAUGGCGUUGAUGAAGAUGAGGUUGAAGAGGAUGAUGAAGAUGAGGAAGACGACGACAGUGGCAAAGUUGAAGCCCCACCAAAGCGAAAGCGAUCCCCCAAAGAUGACUCCGAUGAUGAUGACGGUGCCGAUGAUGAUGCCAGACCUUCCAAGAGAUAGUGUUUGAUGAGUGACCACCAAUACAUAGGUUGAACUCACUCUCUUCUCUUUCUCUCCUUAGCGUUAUGUUACAAGAUUAUUGGUGGAUCAGGUCUCUUCACAAGUAUUUUUCAUUACCAUCUCAUGUAAUUUUCAAUCAGGGUUUGCUUUUGCACAGGGUUACAAUGGUAAUUUUUAGGAACAAAAUUUAUCCUACCUUUAAUUUUUAUCUCAUGCAAGUUUGAACUUUUUAGAUGUGUUAGAUUUCAACGUAUUCUUCGUCUGUAACUUUGGAUAAUCUUUAGUGGAUCACUUCAGUUUAGGAUGACUUUAUGAAAAGCUAUUUUUUUCA